GAAUUCUUCCCCUCCAUUCCUAUUCAAAUUUUAAACCCAACCCACCUCAAAAAAACAAAUUCCCUUCAACACUAUUGUGCAAGUCCUCAUUGAAUAUUCUUUGAGAGUAGUAAAGCAGAGAGGUACAGAAUAGAAGCCUGUAGUGAUGAAGUAAGAGGGUAAAGAAAAGAACAAAGAAUUUUCAAAAAAUGAGCACAGCUAGGUUCAUCAAGUGUGUCACUGUUGGGGAUGGAGCAGUUGGCAAGACAUGCAUGCUCAUCUCUUACACCAGUAACACCUUCCCCAAUGAUUAUGUGCCUACAGUGUUUGACAACUUCAGUGCUAAUGUUGUUGUUGAUGGCAGCACAAUCAAUCUUGGAUUAUGGGAUACUGCAGGACAGGAGGAUUAUAACAGAUUGAGGCCACUGAGUUAUAGGGGUGCAGAUGUGUUCAUUUUAGCCUUCUCCCUCAUAAGCAAAGCUAGCUAUGAGAACAUCUCCAAGAAGUGGAUUCCUGAGCUGAGGCAUUAUGCUCCAACUGUGCCAAUUGUGCUGGUGGGAACCAAGCUUGAUUUGAGAGAUGACAAGCAGUAUUUGAUUGAUCAUCCUGGUGCCACACCAAUGACAACUGCUCAGGGGGAGGAACUAAAGAAGAUGAUUGGUGCUGCUUUUUACAUAGAGUGCAGUUCAAAAACUCAGCAGAAUGUGAAGGUGGUGUUUGAUGCAGCAAUCAAAGUUGUUUUGCAGCCUCCUAAACCAAAGAAGAAAAAAAGGAAUCCAAGACCAUGCUUGUUUCUGUAAAUCAAUUUUCUUUCUUCCAUGUUAACUUGCCAGUUCUCUUCUCUGGCUUUUGUUGUUCUCUUCAAUUCUUACUAAACUUCUUUUGCUUUCUUGUUAUGUAAUAUAUACAUUUUGAAAUUGCUUCGCAUAUGAUCAAUGUAAUCAAAUACUGCAUAGCCAAGUUUGAAUAUUCAA
Molecule: messenger RNA, 953 nt
Organism: Hevea brasiliensis (rubber tree)
Lineage: Eukaryota; Viridiplantae; Streptophyta; Magnoliopsida; Malpighiales; Euphorbiaceae
Product: rac-like GTP-binding protein RAC2
Exons: 7
Coding region: 189-779 (196 amino acids)
Biological process (GO): establishment or maintenance of cell polarity; actin filament organization; regulation of actin cytoskeleton organization
Cellular component (GO): nucleus; cytoskeleton; cell projection
Molecular function (GO): protein kinase binding; GTP binding; GTPase activity
Source: RefSeq, a predicted model, not a curated record